Messenger RNA from Sorex fumeus (smoky shrew), 543 nucleotides. RefSeq names its product proline rich 29 (gene PRR29). The coding region runs from base 1 to 543 and encodes 180 amino acids. NCBI's taxonomy places the organism in Eukaryota, Metazoa, Chordata, Mammalia, Eulipotyphla, Soricidae. The transcript is spliced from 6 exons. The record is from RefSeq and is a predicted model, not a curated record.
AUGGCCUCCCAGGCUGCGGGCGCCGCAGGUCAGCAGCAGGCCGCCCCGACGCGCUGGGUGACCAUCGUGCAGCCCCUGUCUUGGCCCGUCGUGCCGCCUGCGGUCCCCCAGCCGAGCCGCGUGAAGGAAGACCUGCUGGAGCUGAUGAUGCUGCAGAACGCGCAGAUGCAGCAGCUUCUGUUCAGCCGCCUGGUGGCCGCAACGCUGCAGCCCUGUAGCCGGCAGGUCUACCUGGAGCCGCAGCCGGAGGGCUUCCUGGAGCAGGAGGUGGUUGCUUCAGAACCGGAGGAGGAGCCUUGGGUGUUCCACCACCACUACUUGCCCUGCCCCCUGCCCCCGGCAGGCCUGCUGCCCUCCUUGCCGGUCCCUUUGCCAUCCCCUCCCCCUCAGUGGCAGAACACAGUCAGGAUUCAGGACCGUCCUCCUGCCCUUGGGAAAAGGAGGGUGACAGCUGUGCCCCCGCCCCCACCUCCCAGUGCAACAGGCACUGUGGGUCCAGACGUGCCCCCCGCUUCAGAUUUCUACGAUGCCGAGAGCCUCUAG